Messenger RNA from Paramecium primaurelia, 5683 nucleotides. Lineage: Eukaryota; Ciliophora; Oligohymenophorea; Peniculida; Parameciidae. The record is from the annotation of a GenBank genome assembly.
AUGAUUUAAUCAACAGAAUUACUCUUAUGUCUAACUAUUAUGUUAAGUUCAACAAUGUUCUGUAAUUAUUACCCUAUGGAUGCUAAGGCUUGUAUUUCAAAGACUGAUGGGAUUUAGUGUAUAUAUAAUUUGUAAUGAUAAGGUUAUUUUAAUGAAUUUGAGAAUGCCUGUCUACCAACAAGAGAGACUAGCCAUGGAUGUAUAAAUACAUUGAAUAAAUUAUCAUGUUUGAAUCAACUUACAUAAAAUGAUGGUACUGAAGCUACAUGUAUUUAUAUAUAUAUAUUUGAUAGGCAUAUUCACAAAUAGGUGUUUAAAAGCAAAAAAGUAACAUUUCAAAAAUCUUGGUUGUGCAUUAAAUUAUUCAUAAUAUGCUUGUAUGAAUGCAUAAAAGAGUGAUUGUAUUUGGAAUGAUAAAUGUGAAUAAUUUUAAGAUUAGAUAUCUUAAGAAGAUGAAUGCUCAAAAGUAUUCAAAAAUAGAUCUGUAACACCAUCUUUGUGUUAGAAGAUUCAGAAUAUAAGAUGUAUGAGUAAUGGUUUUUAUGGUUAAUAUAAAUGUAUUUAAGUAACAGAAUAAAUGCUUAUGAGUAUGGAAUGUUCAUAAUUAGGAUUAAAUGAAUAAGGAUGUAUUGAAAUUAUAACUAUAGAUUAAGCAUGUAUAUUUAUAUAAAUUAUAUAGGUAUAUUUGAGAACAAUUAAUGUAAAUAGAUUGAAAAUGCUUAAAAUUGUAAUUUAAAACUGAAUAGAUUAGGAUGUUUAACAAUUAUGAAUCCUAAUAUAAAAUGUUAAUGGAAAAACAAUAAAUGUUUAGAUAUGACUGAAAUCACUUUAUAAUGUGAUUAAAUUUAUGAUGUCAAUCCUAGUGUUUGCUAAAGUUUUAAAGGAAUUUGUUAAUAUGAUAAUAUCAAAAAAAAAUGUAGACUACCAACAAAUACUGAAUUAUAAAAUCUUAAAUGCAAUACUGAUGGAUUAACUAAAUAAGCAUGUCUUCAAAUUAAGAAUCAAUAUUGUACAUUCUUUAGAGGAAUAUGUGAAGAACUUAGUUAAAUUGAUUUAUAGUAAUUUUAAUGUAAGAUGGAAUUGAAUGAAGAUGCUUGUAUUAAUAUUACAACACAAUUUUAAUAUUGUUAAUGGGAUGGAUUAGAAUGCAAAAGAAUUUCAGUAAAUUAAUAGACUGAUUGUCCACUUUUAAUUAAUAAUCAUAUCACCAAAUUUAAUGGUAAUGUUUGUUAAUCUAUAACAAAACCAAAUGUAUAAUGUAAAUAUAAUGCUGAAAGACAUUUGUGUGAAAUAAGUAAUUAAUUAGAUUCUUGUAAUACACCAUAUCUAAAUUUAUAAGGAUGUUUGAAUUUGAUGUAAAUUGGAAUUACUUGCUAAUGGUCCAAUGAGAAAUGUGUUAAUAUAAAGAUUAUAAAUAAUAAAACAACUUGUAAUAGUCUUAAGUUUGUAAAUCCAAUAGCAUGUUCUCAAGUAUUUGAAUCUAAUAGUUUGGGUUGUUAUUUUGAUUCUACCUUAAUGUAAUGUAAGAGCAUUAAUAUACAGAAUUCAAACAAUGAAGAAAAACAGUUUUUAUAAAAUACUGAUUGUUCUAAUCCAUUAUUUGGUUUAAAUAAAGUUGCAUGUGCUUCAAUUAUGAAACCUGGAUAGAUAUGUAGAUGGACUUAAAAUCAAUGUAUUUAAAUUAAGUCUAAAGAAUAAAUAUCUUAAGUUUAAUGUAUUUCACUUUAGUAUGUAAAUUAAUAAGUUUGUGCCUUAGUUGAAUUUAUGAAAGAACCUUGUAGAUAUUCUCAAUAAGAAUUAGGAUGUGUUAAUUCUAUAGUUAAUGGAAUGUAAUGUGAAGAAAUAGGAUUAAAUACUUAUGCAUGUGCUAUUGCCUCUAAAAAUUGUUAUUUUGAUACAGAAGCUAAUUAAUGUAAAAGAUUAAAUGAUACAUAAAAAUCAUUGUUAUCAAUCAUUAAAUGUGAUUAAAAUUCUCCUACAAUUGGAUUAUGUUAAGCUAUUACUACUUAUAAUCAAUUAUGUACUUGGUCUUAUAGAGCUAACAAAUGUUAAAGUAUAGAUGUACCAUAUAAUUCAAAAUGUUUAGAUUUUUCUGGUAAAAAUGUAAUAGUAAAUAAAAAUGUAUGUGCAUCAAUAGAGCAUGAAUUUCCUGAGUAUGAUUAUACAAAGGGGGAAAUUAAUAAAUAAGAUUUAAAUAGAGGAUUGUGUAAAUUUAAUAUAAAAAAAGGAGUAUGUGAAAAAUUGAAUUAAUUUUGUACAACUCCAUGUUGCACUGAAAAUGAUAAAAUUGGAAUCAAUGCACAUUCUUGUAGUAGAUAUUCAAAUCCAUCUUUCUUUUGUUAUUUUAGUCAUAAUUUAAGAUGUACUCAAUUAACAAACAAAUAAAUAAGUGUUAUAAAUGAUGAAACAGCUGCAGCCUAUUAUAAUUAUAAUAAAUUUAAGUGUUCAUAAAUGACAGUUAAAUCUUGCAGUCGAAUAAAUUGGUCAACUAAAUAAAGAUGUUAUUACAAUGGAAGACUUUGUUUGAAUGUUAAUUUUAAUAAUUAUUUAUAAUUUGAUUAGUUUCUUAUUGCCAAUGCUGUAAAUGAAUAUGCCUGUUUAGCAAUAGAAGCAAUAAUAAAUGAAAAUAAUAAUAAGAAAUAUUUUUAAUAUGAUAAAUCUAUUAGAAAAUGUAAUUCAGUUACUCCUAAUUAUAGUAAUAGUUGUUAAAUACCUGGAAAUAGAAAUAUAUGUUUGGCAUUUACUAAAGAAAAGUAUUGUAAAUGGAAUGUUCUCACUUUGAAAUGUGAAGACAUGACUGAUGAUGAAUUUGAUUAAAUCAUAAGCUGUAAUUCUAAUUAAAAUUUCAAAGCUUGUAUAGAAAAUAAUAAUCUAGCUUGUCAAUUCUUUGAAAAAUCUGAUAGUUGUAUAGAUACUUAUCCAAAUGAAGAUUGUCUAUUAUAUGAUGGAACUUUAGGUAAAGUGAGUAAAAAAGUAUGUACUUAAAUAAUAAAGGAUGGUCAAAUGUGUAAAUUUUAAGAUAAUAAAUGUAUUUAAUUUAAUGAUUCUAUUACAAAUGAAUGUGAAUAUGAUGGAAUUAAUUCUUUAGCAUGUUAUAAUUUAACUACUUUAGAAUGUAGAUGGGAUGUAACCACUUAAACAUGUUAUCAAAAUUAUUCAAAGAUUGAUGAUUUAAGAUGUGAAGAUAAUUUAAAUAAAAUAUUAUGCAUUAAAGUAACCAAAGAACCUUGUGUUUGGGAUAAUCAAAGAUUUAAAUGUCUAAAAUUAAUUUAGACCUCUUAAAUAUUCUUUUCUUCAUUAAAUUAAAAUAAUUAAUAUAAUGAAUUAACUUGUCAUCUUAUUUAAAAUUCAUAUGAAUAUUAAAUACCAAAAUGUGUAUUAAUUACAGAAAAAAACAACAAUUGUAGUAAAUAAUAUAUUAAUAAAUAUGCUUGUCUCUAAAAUACUUAAGGAUAUCAUUGUUAUUAUGAUCCAAAUGAAAUCAACUUGAAUCUAAGAUGCAAACAAUUUAUAGGUGAAUAAACAUAAUGUACAACAACUACUCUUAUAAAUAUAUAAAUCUGCAUGGAAAUACCAAAAUCAUGUUAUUUUGAUAGUGUUAAAUAAAUAUGUACACCUGUUGAUAUUGAUGAAUAAGUACUAUGUUCAGAUUUAAUGAAUGAUUAGACACGUAAUUAUAAUUAUUUAUCAUGUGCAUCAAUAUCUGAGAAUUUAACUUAAACUUAUGGACCUAAUUAAUGUUAUGAAAAUACAAAUUAAGUAUAAACAUGCAACUAUGAAAAAUAUUGUUUUUGGAAUUCUAUUACUUAUAAUUGUUCAAUUAAAUAACUACACUCAUUGAAAUGGGUACCAAAAUAAGAAGGUUGUUCUUCUGAUGAUCCAGAUUGCAAAGACAAAUGUUCUGGAAAUAUUAAAGAAUAUGUUAAUGAAUGCUCAUAUAGAUAUUCAAAAGCAUUGUGUUUAGAAAUGAAUAAAAAAUAGUGUUUUUUUGAUAUUAAUUAAGGUGGAUGUAAUGAGAUUCAAAACAAUGAAAUCUAUAUAGGAGAUUGUGAUAAUCUCUAUCAAUAUACUGAAGAUGAUACUACAUUUAAUAAUUGUAAUAAAUCAAUGAAUUAAAAUGCUAUUUGUGUUUCUGAAUUAGUAUAAGAUAGCCCAUAAGGUUGUUAAAGUUUCAAAAGAACAAUAUUUAAAUGUGUUUAAUUAUAGAUUUCUAAUGAUAAUACUUGUGAUACUUCUACAAGUUCUCCAUCUCCUGGAUUAUGUUCGAUUGCUUCCACAUUUUGUAGAUUUGAUAAAGUAAACUAGAAAUGUACAAGUAAUUAAUCAUGUGAUUGUGAUGGAUCUUUUAGUUAAUCUAUGUGUGAGAGUUGUAAUUGCAAUUUUGAAUAGCUUGGAUAUUGUCAAAGUAAAGAUAUUAUGAUAAAUGCACCUAAAAUAAUUACAAUAGAAAUUACAAUUGAAAAUAUAUCUUAAAUUGAAAUAAAAACCAAUAAAUACUAUUUAUGUAAUUAAGUAAAUUUAUUAAAAACAUCUUAACCUGAAAUACUAUGUAGUAAUGUUGAAUAAUCCUGUAUGUACAAUGAUACUUGUAUUGAUGUUACUGGAUAUUAGUGCAAUGAUUUAAUGAAUAAUCUAGUUUCAUCUAAAGCAUGUACUUAAUGUAAAGGAGAUAAAAUGUAUUAUGAUUCAGAUCAUUUUUGUAAAAUUCUCAAUCCUUAGAAUACUCCAAAUUUAGAUUCAUUAAAUCAGGCAUCAUGUGUAUCAUCUCAUUUUGAUAAACCUUUAUAAUGGGAUCAAUCAAAAUGUAAAGAAGUAAAUGAUUUUAUUACUUUAUCUGAUUGUUCAUUAUACAAUCCUAAGGCUUGUAAAGAUAUAUAAUAAUGUUGGAUUCAUCCAGAAACUAAUUUAUGUACUAUAUUUAAUGAGAAUAUUGGAAAUUGUGAAUAACAAUAUACAUAAGAAUAUUGUCUACUCUCUAAUAAGGAGAUGUGUUAUUGGAAUCAAGAUGAUAAAGUAUGUAGAAAAGCUUAAGAAAAAUAAAGUAAUUAUGUUUGUGAAGAUGCAAAUAAAUUUGGAUGUUUAAAUCUUGAAAAUUAAUUAUGUGUUUGGUCAAAUACAUAAAAAUGUUAAUCAAUUAAAUAAAUAGAUUUAUCAGUUUAAAGUUGUACUGAUUUUUUAACAUAAAAAUAUGAUUUUUAUAAUGGUUCAAUAUGUACUCUCUUAGUAGUACCUCUAGAUGUAAAAGAUAAAAGUUGUUUCAGAGAUUCAAAUUAUUAAUGUAGAUCUUCUAUUAUAACUGAUAAAUUAUAAUGUGACACAUCAGGUUUAAAUGAAUAUAGUUGUAUCAAUUCAACAAUAGGAAAAUGUAAAUUCUCAAAUUCAAUAUGUUCAUCUGAAAACAGUUAGAUUCUUGAUUGUGAAUAAGAUGAUAUAUUACUUAAUUUAAAUAGUUGUAUAAAUUAAAAAAAGACCUGCAAAUUUGAAGCAGGUAAAUGUUAAACUUAUGAAGUCAAUAGAUUGGAAGAUAUUGAGAUUGAUAAUAUAUUGUAUUCAAUUUCUGUUUGUUCUUAAUUAGAUUCAAUACCAACAACUCCAAGUUUUAUAUACAAUUCAAAGACUAAAAGAUGUAUAAAUAUUCAGAAUAGAUCACCAUAUAUAAAUGAUUGUAAUCUGUUAGGUAUGA